AUGAAUGAUAGUAAUGUAUUAGACCAAAUAAUUAUGGAGGAUGUUGCUAGGUUCUGUCCCAAUGAAUUCAUGGAAUACCACAAAUGUAUAAAAACAAACCAUGAAGAUCCAAGUCAAUGUGUUUUCAGACAAGUAGAUUUAAGCACUUGUAUUAAAAAAAACGUGCCAUCUGUACAAAAAAUCAUGGCCGAGUGUGGCAGUAUAAUGCAAAACUAUGAAAAUUGUGUUAGAGACAACAUGGAAACAAGAACCAUUAAUGAAAAUUGCUUAGGUUUAUUGGCUGACAUGAGGAAAUGUGCUUCAAAUCAAGUGGAUCUAAGUAAAAGACCAUUGAAUGAAAUGAUUGAAAAAUAA
This is a messenger RNA of Saccharomycodes ludwigii, 354 nucleotides long. It is a transcript of the gene MIX14, whose product is annotated as Mix14p. The record is from RefSeq and is a predicted model, not a curated record. Lineage: Eukaryota; Fungi; Ascomycota; Saccharomycetes; Saccharomycodales; Saccharomycodaceae. Gene Ontology annotation, cellular component: respiratory chain complex IV; mitochondrion. The transcript has a single exon. The coding region runs from base 1 to 354 and encodes 117 amino acids.